Molecule: messenger RNA, 813 nt
Organism: Hibiscus syriacus
Lineage: Eukaryota; Viridiplantae; Streptophyta; Magnoliopsida; Malvales; Malvaceae
Product: co-chaperone protein p23-2-like
Exons: 6
Coding region: 165-626 (153 amino acids)
Biological process (GO): chaperone-mediated protein complex assembly; protein folding
Cellular component (GO): nucleus; cytosol
Molecular function (GO): protein-folding chaperone binding; Hsp90 protein binding
Source: RefSeq, a predicted model, not a curated record
UAAACCCUCCAAUUUGACCGGCUUGACCAAAAACUAAGCUCAAUUUUGAAGCUUUGUUAAUUCGUUGAGUCCUCCUCUAUCUUCCGUCAAACCCUCUUUACUCUUUAGUUUAGUAUUUAUGUUAUUUUCACUGUUUUACACUCUUCCUUGAAGCACCCUCAAACAUGAGUCGUCAACCGGAGGCUCUUUGGGCUCAGCGUUCUGAUAAGGUAUAUCUUACGAUUUCUUUGCCUGAUGCGAAAGACAUUUCUGUUAAAUGUGAACCCCAGGGGUUGUUUAGCUUCUCUGCCAUGGGAGUGCAAGGAGAAUCUUUCGAUUUCAGUUUGGAGCUUUUUGGGAAAAUAGUUCCCGAGGGUUGCAAAACUAAUGUUGGGUUAAGGAAUAUAAUAUGCUCGAUCAUGAAAGAAGAAAAAGGGUGGUGGAAAAGAUUGUUGAAGUCAGAAGAGAAACCUGCACCUUACAUCAAGGUUGAUUGGAACAAAUGGUGUGAUGAAGAUGAUGAAGAUCCAAAUUCUGAUUUGGCCUCUGAUGAUGAUGAUGACCAGUAUGUUUCUCGAGAAGAAGAAAGUAGCGAUGAUGAAGGAAUGCUGUAUCUUCCUGAUUUGGAAAAAGCAAGAGGAAACUAAGAAAUGAAACCCGAUUUACCAUUGACAAGUUGAAGAUGGAGGUACUAAGCUUUUCUUGAAGAGCUACUCAAUUUUAUGUAGUGGAAUUAUAACCUUGUGCUUAAAAAGCAGGGUUAGUUGCAAAUUUAGAGCCGAUAAAUAAUUGUGACCGUCUUGAAAAUCUGAAUUCAGUUGAAUAUAUUGUUGC